This is a messenger RNA of Esox lucius (northern pike), 2204 nucleotides long. It is a transcript of the gene cyp26a1, whose product is annotated as cytochrome P450 26A1. NCBI's taxonomy places the organism in Eukaryota, Metazoa, Chordata, Actinopteri, Esociformes, Esocidae. Gene Ontology annotation, molecular function: oxidoreductase activity, acting on paired donors, with incorporation or reduction of molecular oxygen; monooxygenase activity; heme binding. The coding region runs from base 403 to 1872 and encodes 489 amino acids. The transcript is spliced from 7 exons. The record is from RefSeq and is a predicted model, not a curated record. Gene Ontology annotation, biological process: sterol metabolic process.
ACAGAACUCAAGCCAAUGUAAUGAGUGUAAACUGCGGAAUAUUCGCAACAAAAGAACCUCGGAUGGUUCCUAUUGUGCGAAGGAAUUAACACCUUUUCAAAGUUAAAUCCCCGAUUGUCUGUCUCCAACAGAAGGAGGUAUUAAAAUGCGCCUAUAACAAAUGGUUAAGGGUUUUGGAGAGACUGCUACUCCAUGGGCGGGGCGAGAUGACACAACAAUUAAAGAUGAACUUUGUGUGAACUAAUUUAUCUGGCCAAGCCAAGGUAACAGGAGACCGGGACCUAGGACAGGGUAUAAAAGGCGGUAUAAACACCCAGACUUUUAGUAGCAAACAAACUUUCUGCACCUGAAGUCCUCACAAUUUUCACUUCGGUUUGAGCACUCUUUACGCGAAAUACUGCAAUGGCUUUGAACACUUUAGUGGCGACCCUUUUGUGCACAAUUGUGCUUCCAAUCUUGCUCUUUUUAGUAGCGGUUAAACUAUGGGAGAUGUAUAUGAUCCGUGGUCGGGAUCCCAGCUGUAGAGCCCCUCUCCCUCCUGGGACCAUGGGUUUACCUUUCAUUGGAGAGACGCUCCAACUCCUUCUACAGAGGAGAAAAUUCCUGCGGAUGAAGCGACAGAAGUAUGGAUACAUUUACAGAACGCACCUCUUUGGCAACCCAACGGUGCGUGUCCUGGGAGCGGAUAACGUCAGACAGAUUCUGCUGGGUGAACAUAAACUUGUCGCCGUGCAGUGGCCGGCUUCUGUCAGAACUAUUCUUGGUUCCGACACGCUCUCCAACGUGCACGGCAGCCAACAUAAGAAUAAGAAAAAGGCUAUUAUGAGAGCGUUCUCUCGGGAUGCGUUAGAACACUACAUCCCAGUUAUCCAGGAGGAGGUGAGGAGCGCGGUGGGGGAAUGGCUCGAGAAGGAUUCGGGCGUGCUGGUGUACCCUGAGAUGAAGCGCCUCAUGUUCCGCAUUGCCAUGAGAAUCCUCCUGGGCUUCGACCCGGACCAGAUCAAGACAGAUGAGCACCAGCUGGUGGAGGCUUUCGAAGAGAUGAUCAAAAACCUUUUCUCCCUGCCAAUCGAUGUCCCCUUCAGCGGAUUAUACCGGGGACUAAAAGCCCGAAAUUUCAUUCACUCCAAAAUCGAGGAGAAUAUCCAGAAGAAGAUAGAUAAUGAUAAAGAAGUGAAAUACAGAGAUGCACUGCAGCAAUUGAUUGAUAGUAGCAGGAAAAGCGAGGAGCCAUUCAACAUGCAGGCAAUUAAGGAGUCUGCGACAGAGUUGUUAUUUGGAGGCCAUGAGACCACAGCCAGUUCAGCCACAUCAUUAGUCAUGUUCCUGGGACUCAAUCCUGAUGUGGUCAGCAAACUCAGACAAGAGCUUCAUGAGAAGGAGGAUCAAGGUGUUGAUCUGCAUGGUCAGAAUGUGAACAUUGAGGUGUUGGAGCAGUUAAAGUAUACAGGCUGUGUCAUCAAAGAGACCCUGAGGAUAAACCCCCCUGUACCAGGAGGCUUCAGAGUGGCACUGAAGACAUUCGAACUCAACGGAUACCAGAUCCCUAAAGGCUGGAACGUCAUCUACAGCAUCUGUGACACCCACGACGUGGCUGAGGUCUUCCCCAACAAAGAGGAGUUCCACCCGGAGCGCUUCAUGGCAAAGGCCUCGGAGGACUCCUCCAGGUUCAACUACAUCCCGUUCGGGGGCGGCUCCAGGAUGUGCGUGGGGAAGGAGUUCGCCAAGGUCCUCCUCAAGAUCUUCCUGGUGGAGCUCUCGCUGCGCUGUGACUGGACUCUGUCAAACGGCCCGCCCACCAUGAAGACAGGCCCCACGGUCUACCCUGUAGACAAUCUGCCCACAAAGUUUAGCCGCUACGGUCGUAGCUAGUUACCAACCCGCGCACAUUGAAGCUAUGCUAUACAUUUUGUAAAUAUUACAUGCAUAUUUUAAUUGUUUUAGAUUAAAUGAUACAUAUUUUGCAUUUUAUAUUUGAUAUGUUAAUGCAUAUAGUUGUAUAAAUAUUCUCUCUUAAAGAAACAAGCAGCUCUGCAGUCAAAGAAUGGCUGUAAUUCCUUUGAGGUGUCUGUUGUGUACAUUUGUAAUGUAGAUUUUGUUAUAUAGCUUUUUGUAUUACUGCAACUUAUUUAAAUUACAUUGUAUUGGCUUUAUUUAAUAAAACCAUGUUUUGUCAAGGAAUGUGUUACCUGAAUUAAAUAUUU